Messenger RNA from Octopus bimaculoides (California two-spot octopus), 3167 nucleotides. Its product is annotated as dynein heavy chain domain-containing protein 1. Gene Ontology annotation, cellular component: dynein complex. Gene Ontology annotation, biological process: microtubule-based movement. The record is from RefSeq and is a predicted model, not a curated record. Gene Ontology annotation, molecular function: dynein light intermediate chain binding; dynein intermediate chain binding; ATP binding. NCBI's taxonomy places the organism in Eukaryota, Metazoa, Mollusca, Cephalopoda, Octopoda, Octopodidae.
UUCAGAGAGAAGACCAUGAAUCUGGAAGGCCCACUUAUUGAGGACAAAGACAUAUUAGAGUCCCUGCUGGCCUGUAACAGAAAGAUGGAGAAGAAUCGGCAGAUCAUCAUCGAGACAUGCAACAGUGAUGAUGAGCAGCUGAAAGAGUUGUGUCAGCCCUACGCACCCAUGGUGAUAAAAGCAGCCACCAUCUAUGCAGCUUUUGAACACCUCCCCAAACUGAACGAAUGCUAUUACAUCUCAUUCGACAUGUUCCUGAAGAUAUUUGUAGGAGCGCUACGUCGUUGUGACAGGGGUUUCAGUGCCCAGGAAAUGAAAUUAAGGGCCAACGAACUGUCAGUGGUGACCACAACAGCCAUAUUUGAACACCUAACAAGAAUGAUGUUUGAGCAACACCUUCAGUUAUUUUACCUCCUUGUUGUGUUGGAGACAUUUCAUUUAUCCAGUGCAGCAACCACUGACGAGAUCGGUGUCUUUUUAUAUGAAUUCAAUUCAGAAGAUUUAGAGGCCAUUGAAAGGGUACUUCCUGACAAACCUGGGUGGAUCUCAAAAGAGGGUUGGCUGAAAUGUUUCCUUUUGGAGAAAUCAAUCGAUGCCUUCUCGAACCUCCUUGAAUACUUGACCACUGACCAAGCUGACAAAAAAUGGCCAGAAUAUUUUAAGAAUCCCAGUGUUCUUGUGAAUCAAGUUCCCGAAGAAAAUCUGAAACACUUGACUGUGUUCCAAAGAGCGAUUCUGUGGAAGUUCUGUUGUCCUGAGAGACUCAGUGAGGUAUGCUAUGCAUUAGUGAUCAGUCAACUUGGCAAUGUGAUUCCGACCAAGGAAAAUUACAACAUCCGAGAUGUCUUCACAUGUACAAACAACACCUGCCCUGCUCUGUUUUUGCUGCCGUCUCCCGGAGGACACAAAGACUUUGACGGAAGCGAAGGUUGUUUGUAUGCCGACCCAGUUCGAGAGGUGAAACGACUGGCCAAAGAGCUAAAGAUAGGCCGCUAUGUGUACGUGGUCAACUGCUGCGACCAGUUGAACGUGGAUUCGCUGCUACAGUGUGUGGACGACUGCUACAGGAAUGGUUACUGGUUAGUCCUAAACAACUACCACAUGACCCCAGAAAACAUUCACAACAAACUCAUUGCCGUCUUUCAGCUGAUUCUGUCCACGUAUAAAAAGAAAAAAGAAGACAACACAGUGACGCCACAACAAACGUCUGAUUAUUUGACUGGUGAGGAGGAUAAAGGGGAAAAUUUUCGACUGUGGGUCACAUACACCCUCCACCAGGGACACCAAGUACCUCCAGCCAUGCUUCUUCAGAACAGCAUCAGGGUGUCUUGUGAGACGGUCCCAAAUUUCCUGUCCAUCCUCACGAAAUGCCACAGGGCAGUAAAUUUUCUGCUUCGAAAACACAAAUAUAACCAAAGAAACUUGUAUAGAUUUAAAACCCAUGUCACGCCAUUUUCUACUUACACCUUUGAUGUUGCUGGUUUUGCUACAAUUCAUGCCAUUCUCCUACAGCAACAAUGCUGCACCGUUCCCGAGAAGUUCCCUGGACCAGCACCUCCUGUCCACUGGUCACUGCUAGAUAUGGCAGCAAUGGUAGACCUCGCCAAACCAUUCCUUCCGUUGAGCAAUCAAUCGAUUAUUAGCAAGCUGACGGCAUUGCUUAGCUCGGUCUAUGCAGGUCAAUGUACCACCGUCUAUGAAGUGAACCAUAUUCAGGCUGUUAUCAAGGACAUCUUAACUGUUUUCUACUUCACUAACCAGCAUGUUCCGAAAACGGAGGAAACCAGCAGAGAAGACACAGAGAUUUUCAUGGAGUCAACAAUAUCUGGCAGCCAAACCGAAAUGCCAUCGUAUCAGAGUUCGUUGUUGCCCACACUCCUGUCGGCAAUGAUCAAGGCAAUCAUUGAGGGACUCACGUCUGAAACCCCUUCCAUCAGACGAUUCAUUCAGAGCCCUUACUUACGAGACACGAUUGCUAACAGCAACGGAAUCACCAAUGUUGUGUGCCAGCUGUUUGGUAUGCCGGCAUCGGCACGGGGCAACUUGGUUUGCCAUCUCAGCAGGUUACUCAUGGACCAAAUAUCCAGAAUCACUUUCUGGAAAGACUGCCAUGUUGUCCAGAGGAAAGGCCAAGCUGGAACCUUUCAUGAGCCUCUAGCUGAACUGAUUGAAAAGUUAAGUGACAUCCUCAAUACAUGCCCAAGAGCAGAGUCAUCAAAUGUCACUACUCUAUACUGUCUCUAUCCGGAUGAAAAUCUCAUCAAACUAGAACUGCAAGGUUUUGCAGAGAUGCAGCACCAGAUAGAAAAGCAUUUGGCCAUUUUGAGAAAAUACGCCAACAAGGAGAUACUUCUGUGCAAAGAGUUACACGAAGUGAAGGAUGAUCUCAUCAUUAAUAAAGUUCCGAAAUGCUGGCUGGAGAAGACUUACCCGACAGAAACCAACCUCACUGACUGGAUACAGUCUUUCCAAACGAAGUUCACAAAGGUACUGUCUUUGAGUCAGAAUUACACAGUCUUCCAGAAGCAUGACCUUGGCAUCUUCCUCCGCCCCGAUCGACUGAUCUACACAUAUCUACAGACUUACACACGGAAAACAUUCAAAGAUGUCUGUAAUAUUGAACUGUAUGCUAUGUUGCAGAAUAAAGAACAGAGCAUCAAAGACACUAAUACAAUCGUCAUCGAGAAUGUGUCACUUUGUGAAGCGAAAUGGCACAAAGAAAAUUUGGAAUUUAUUCAGGAAGAUUUUGAGAGCAAGUUUGCAGACUCAGACGUGUUACCAAAACACUACACGUUGAUGCUGAGAUAUAGAGAGUUGAAGAAAACCCAAGCUAAAAAUGUCUACUACUGUCCCCUCAUUAUUUCUUCCCGUUCUCCAAGCCUAAUGCAUGCCGAUGUCAUCGCUGAAAUUCCAUUACAAACUACAAAAGAACCCCUUAUGUUCUGUGGCAAAGGUGUUUACUUGAGAGUAGUUUUAUAAUGUUAAAGAACACCUAUACAAGCUCUGUUUUUAUUUAUAUUUUACUUGGGUGGGGGGCAGAGGUAAGUGAAGGCGGUUGGAAGAGGAAUGGUAAAAAUAAUGGAACAAAAUGUUAUAAAAGGAUGGACUAUGUAAUUUUGUCCCAGAGAAAAUUUAUUUUGAUAAUGAAAUAUUAUUUAAUUUCUGAA